UUAAAAAUGAUCAUUAUAUUACUUUUUGUCAAUUUUAUUCUUGUUUAAAUUUAAAUUACAUUAAGUUUAAAGUUAACGAUAAGAUUAUUUAAUCACUAUCAAAAAGUGUUUCACUUUUGGCAUUCAUGCGAUACUAUGAACCGUAUUAAUAAAUAAAUCCUAUCGAACGUCAUAUAUAUCUAAGAGUAUUAUAUUAAUUGGUGAUUAAAUAUAAUAAGUGAGAAAUGAUGUAAAAUAAUAACAAUAUAUUUAAAUGUAAUUAUAUGAAACGGGCACUUGCAGUCUGUCAUUUGGGUGAUGAACAUCAGAGCGGUCUUAACUAUACUUAUAUACUGUCGUUAAAUUUAUUUAAGUAUCUUUUUAAAAAUGUUAAGUAAAUUACCACAAGAGUUUCGUCGGUACCAACGCAAUCGUAAUCAGUUACGGCAUAUUUUUAAGGAAACACACCGUACACUAGAUGUUAUCAAUCAUGAAAAUUUUUUUCCUGAAGAAAACAUCAUUGAUGAGUUAUUACCCUCCUUGACUCUGGAUCGUCUUACUCAUAUACUGGACAAUCAACCAGCGAUUGUAAUAUCAGGGCAAGACUGCAAGUCAAAAGCAGCAUUGGUGAAUCGUUUGUUGGAGGAAGAUAUUCUCCCAUUAACUGAUGGGUCAUGGCGAUGGAUUAAAUUCAGCUAUGGUACCACCAACCACGUCAGCCUGACCCUGGGUCUCGAGUAUGAAGUUGUUGAUUACGUGCCCACGGAGACUCCAUUCGAAACUUUGACCGUAGAAGAUUUAAACCAAUCUGAAAAUGAAGACUUUAAUUGUCCACAAGUUUUGGACGUCAAGCUCGAUCGAUUGAUCCUCAAAGACGGCGUCCAAAUUUUUUUGGUACCCAAUAUCGCGGCCAUAAGGUCACUCGUUAAAGGAAUAUUAAAUAUUUUACCGAUAUUUUUAUACGCGCUCGGUGAUUAUCCUCUCACGGAAUUAAAUACCAAGGAGUUGAGAGAAUUAAAAGAAACUUAUCCGUACAAUCCAGUAUUGUUUGUUUCUUCAUUGGCCAACAUCGUUUUUGACAGCGUUGAUGGCGACUUGACAGAGUCUGAGCAGCACCGCUUACAAACUCAGGCUGAAAAUAAUCCCAGUAAUAAUAAAAAUAAAAAUAAAAAUAAAAAUAAAAAUAUAUCUGAAUUUGUCAGUAGUGAUAAGAAGGAAGAAGAAACUUUUAACUUGGAGAAAAUGAAUUCUCUGGGGCGAACUUGGCUGGACCAAUUGGGAGGUCUAGGAUUUCUUCGCGUAGAAGAGUCUGUCGAGGAUCAACGGAUGGCCUGGCUGUUAGGGACCGAGUAUGUCAGUUCCAGUGACUUUGUUGAGUCCUAUAAAAAUAUGGACCGAGUUCUACACUUUACUCGCAGUUGCCUUCAAAGUUAUCUUGUUAAUGCGAGCACUUGUUUAACUGAAAUCCAGACUACUUCGCUGCGUAAAUUUAUUCUCAGUGCUUUUGAUAUGGCUCGAGAAAUUCAGAUUACUCCCAGGAGAAUUCAGUACGUUCAACAGAAAGAAAAUGAAUUGUACGCGAGUUUGAUGAAUGUUGUCAACAAAAAUCAAGAUGAACUUACGGAAUUGAUUCAGAACAUAAUACUAGAAAUGAAACAAGACUUAUCGUCACUGAGUAAUGAUUCAUAUCAGUAUCAAAACAAUAAUAAUUUAAGCAACAAUGAGCAGGAUGAGUGUCGCCGUGAAUGGUGUGCGACAGUUCGAACAGCGACAACAGAAGUACAGAGAUUAGUUUUGAGCCGUCUGAGUGAGAAAGUAGCACGGCAACUAGUUACAUCUGUUAAUUGUCUGAGGGAAACUUUUGUGGGUACUCUGCAGCGUUGUUUGCUUGAGUUGGAAAAAAGUUACGAUUCUAAUAACCAUGACGCAAAUUUGUUGGCGAGUGACGCCUUGAAGCAGAUAUUAUCUGCGGCUUACAACGUCGAGUUACAUAAUUCCUCGCCAUCUUUAGUCCAUUCUUUUCUCGAGCGACUAAGACAACUGUUAAAGUCUUUGCCAUUGCCAUGGUCACCGACCCCGACACUCGACCAAGCUUGGCGCAAACGAGUCACAAUAGACGUCCUUAAUUCUCUCUGUCCAACAAGAUUAGCACGUACCAUAUCCACCCAAUUUAGAGAUAAAAUAAAAUCAUCUCACGAUGCCUUUCACGCAGCACUCAGGUCCUUGGAGAAUCACUACUCUGGUAAAUUGGAGCGAACUGAAGAGCAGAGAGUUGCUAUAAGAAAAAUACACGCUCCCAGAUUGGCAAAACUCACAUUAGAGUCAACCUCCAUGUCCGAUAUGGUCAGAUACGGGAUUCCGCAUCAGGGAAAAGAAAUCGGACGAGGACAGUACGGUGUAGUGUUUUCCUGUGACGCUUGGGCUGGAGCGCCAGGUCCUUGUGCUGUUAAAUCUGUAGUACCACCAGAUGAAAGACACUGGAAUGAUCUGGCCAUGGAGUUUUACUACACAAGAUCCAUUCCAGAUCACAAGAGGAUUGUCAAAUUGAGAGGUUCGGUUAUUGAUUACAGCUAUGGAGGUGGUGGGGCUGCUGUAUUGCUAAUUACCGAUCGGAUGAGUCGCGACUUGUACUGUGGGAUCCGCGCGGGGUUACCCUGGAUCACCAGGAUACAGAUUGCCAUCGAUGUUCUCGAGGGAAUUCGGUAUCUCCAUUCUCAAGGCCUGGUACAUAGAGAUAUAAAGUUAAAAAACGUCCUCCUGGAUACGAAAAACCGAGCCAAGUUAACUGAUCUGGGCUUCUGUAUCACUGAAGCCAUGAUGAGCGGAAGCGUUGUUGGGACUCCUGUUCAUAUGGCUCCUGAAUUAUUGUCUGGGCGCUAUGACAGCAGUGUUGACAUCUACGCAUUUGGAAUUUUAUUCUGGUAUAUUUGUGCUGGACAUACGAAAAUGCCGUUUGCCUUUGAGCAGUUUCACAAUAAAGAACAGCUCUGGACCAGUGUCCGCAAAGGCUUACGUCCAGAACGUCUUGCUAGUUUCGAUGAUGAAUGCUGGGAACUAAUGGAGCAAUGCUGGGCUGGCGAGCCAUCGAGACGUCCUCUUUUGGGAGCAAUCGUGCCCGUCCUGGAGUUGAUUCGCGACAAAGCAGACAUAGGCAAGUUCACCGCUGAACCCGAUGCACUGAAACACCAUGGCUCGUCCUCGUCCUCGUCCUCGAUGAAGAAUCCUGCUUUAGCACUAGCCGAACCCAAUAAUCAGAGAGGAACUACGUCGAGUCCUCUUUUGAAACGUAGACCCCUACGUCCUUUAAAAUAUCCUAAUCUCCAUAUGACUAAUUUAUUUCAAACAAGUGUCUGUUCCAAUCUUUAUGUACAAAUGCGUGAAUUUUGAUUAUUUGAUUAAUUAGUUAUUGAAAUAUUUAUUAAGACUGCUAGUCGGUAUUUUUAGUCUAGAAGACUGUUAUUUUUUUUUUUUUUUUUUUUUUUUUUUUUCCCUAAAGAGUUUAUUUUUCUGAGCUGUUAUUAUUUUUAUACAAUUUAUUUAUCAACCAGUGAGAUAAUUGUUGUUAUAGUUGUUUAAAUUUUUUAAAUACUUAUAGAUAAUUUUAUCGAGCUAAAAAUUGAAAGAGUUGUCUGGUCUUUAAGAUACUGAGUGACAUGUUUAAUCUAAACGAUUUAAGUAAUUGUUUUAGCUAUUUAGUCCAAUCUAAUUCGUUCAUUUUAAUAGUACAAAGACCGCUUAUGAUUAUUAAUUUAUAAAAUACAAUUUAUGAUAAAGUUUGCUAGCAUUCGAGCACGUAGAUAGUCCAUUGACCGCAUUUGUACUCGAUCCUCUAUCCUCUAUUCCAGUUACUCUCUGUAGUUAUUUUUUCCUAACAUAAAUUAAAUGUUGCUGCUGCUGCUGCUGCUGUACAUUCUAUACUACUUUUGCUGUUAUUGUUGAUGGCACUUGUGUCCCAUUUGUCGCGCAUUAAUUAUUUUUUUUUUUUAGAUAAAGUAAUCCUGUAUAUUGAGAUAGUUAACACUUGUUAUGCUUCUGCACGUAGUCGAAGGCGAAAACGAAAUCUUAUUAUUUUGUUUAAUA
Messenger RNA from Cotesia glomerata, 4059 nucleotides. It is a transcript of the gene Ripk5, whose product is annotated as dual serine/threonine and tyrosine protein kinase-like. The coding region runs from base 367 to 3366 and encodes 999 amino acids. The transcript is spliced from 4 exons. Gene Ontology annotation, molecular function: protein kinase activity; ATP binding. The record is from RefSeq and is a predicted model, not a curated record. Lineage: Eukaryota; Metazoa; Arthropoda; Insecta; Hymenoptera; Braconidae. Gene Ontology annotation, biological process: protein phosphorylation.